This is a messenger RNA of Amphibalanus amphitrite, 1916 nucleotides long. RefSeq lists its product as uncharacterized. NCBI's taxonomy places the organism in Eukaryota, Metazoa, Arthropoda, Thecostraca, Balanomorpha, Balanidae. The transcript is spliced from 3 exons. The record is from RefSeq and is a predicted model, not a curated record. The coding region runs from base 131 to 505 and encodes 124 amino acids.
AUAGAGCCUGUGGUCGCUGGUGGCGGACAGAGUUAGACCGACAGCGGAGUUGGUGCGAACGGAGGACCGAGUUAGAGAAAGAGUGUGAGAGUGUUGAAAGAAGAGCGACAGCGUAAACAGUCUGUCCAGCAUGCAAGCCCUCCAGUUCGCCCUUCUCUUGAUCGCGGCUGCGAGCGUAGUCUCCGGCGCUCCCACUUCAUACAACGACGACUACAACUACGAUUACGACUACGGCAGCUACGAGACGGGCGGCAGCGAGUUCCACCUACCGAGCAGCAUGUUCGACAACCUGCGCCCUCAGCCAGUGAAGAGGGAUUCGCCGGUCCAGUCGCCCUGCUCCUGGGCAGUGGUGCAGUGCUGCGGCGUGCCAGAUCAAAUGGGAUCUCGCGCGAGCUGUUUCAGUCGUCUGGGCUGCCCGGGUGCCUGGUUCUCCGACAUCUGCACACCGACCAUCCAGAAGAGUGUCCUCAGGAGCAUCAUCGACUCACAGACCGGCAGGCUCUAGAGGUUGCUGCUCAAACUUCGGCAUCAUCGACUCACAGACCGGCAGACCCUAGAGGCUGCUGGUCAAACUUCAGCAUCAUCGACUCACAGACCGGCAGGCUCUAGAGUAACUUCGGCGCUAUCAGCUUACAUACAUACAGGCUGUAGAGGCCGCUGGUCAAACUUCGGCAUCAUCGACUCACAGACCGGCAGGCUCUAGACUGAGUAACCUCGGCAUCGUCAGCUUACAGACAGGCUGUAGAGGCUGCUGGCCAAACUUCGGCAUCAUCAGCGCACACACCGGCAGGCCCUAGAGGCUGCUGGCCAAACUUCGGCAUCAUCGACUCACAGACCGUCAGGCUCUAGAGGUUGCUGGAGUAACUUCGGCAUCAUCGACUCACAGACCGUCAGGCUCUAGAGGUUGCUGGAGUAACUUCGGCAUCAUCGACUCACAGACCGUCAGGCUCUAGAGGAACUUCGGCAUAGUCAGCUUACAGACAGGCUCUAGAGGCUGCUGGUCAAACUUCGGCAUCAUCAGCGUAAAGACCGGCAGGCUGUCACUGCUGGUCAAGCGGCAGGAUCUAAUAUAGGAGCUGCUGAAUCAGCGUCAUCUUCUUCAGCUAACAGAGUGGCAGGCUUUGAUAGCUGGUGGCUUAGGCUCUGGAAGGUACAGAUUGGCUUGAGAUUCUAGGAGGUCAUGGUCUGACCUCAACAUAAACAAAUCAGAGACAGGGAGGCUCUAGAACCUGCAUUUGUACAUCGGGCUCUAAAAAUGGUUGCUCUGGUUUCCUUCUUCAGGAGCUAAUGGUCAUUCCAGCAUCAGGCGCUCCACAUGCGCUCCGGAGUGGUUCUCUGUGUCAUGCAUUGAAACGUCAAGACUAUAUACGAGAGAUUGCAAUGUUUGGGAUGGCAAUGUGUCCCUUUUUUCAUCGGAUGAUGGAACUUUUGUCAAAUUUGGAAGAUUUGGAUAGUUGCUGGCUGGUUGAAAAAAAGUUGAGAUCGGCAGACGCGUGCCUUAAAGAAAGGUAGAUAGUUUUUUAAUCACCAAAGAUGCAUUGACAUAAAUGCUGUGUCAGUGAAACUUUCCUUUCAUUUAUCAUUGUUGUUGCGUGCAUGCUCGUAGAAGCAAUGAUUGAUAUUUAAUGUGACUUUCGCUGUAGAAUUAGCACACAUUUAGGUAUGUGUUCGUGCUGUCAUGCAGCUAAUGUGUUAUAAUAUUGCAUAGGAUUGGGAUUUUUUAGCAUAUUUUCCUUCUAACUAUGUAUUUUGUACGUGACUAUCAAACGGCCAGUAUUGUCGUAACAAAAGUUGUUCAAUAUUUUAAAUAUGUGUGAGACGCAAACAGCAUCGUCCAGAAUCACUUCGACGCUUGUUUAUAGGUGUGCGUGUUUUUUCGUGAAUCAUGUUUAAGCCUUAUAUAUAUAUUAAACAUG